Molecule: messenger RNA, 4904 nt
Organism: Ectocarpus sp. CCAP 1310/34
Lineage: Eukaryota; Phaeophyceae; Ectocarpales; Ectocarpaceae
Source: the annotation of a GenBank genome assembly
CUCUCUCUUCUUCCGCGCGCUUUCUCUCCCUUGCCCCGCGGCGCCACGGCCUCGCGGCCGAUCUCGUCUUCGCCCCGUGAACGAGUAAGGUCUGAUUGUCCAGAGGGUGGGGCGCUGUCCCGCUGGCCGAGACUUGGAGGUCGAAAGCGUGAUAUCUGUUGGUCCAGCGUCUUCUUCUCAGCUCCCUACUCCAGCUGCUGUUGCUGCUGAGGCGUUUCGAAGCGUGUCUCUCUGCUCUCCGUACCGAGAGCUCGUGAGGACGAUCGUGAAGCGGCAAGGGGGUGUACCCGACCACCAACCACCACCACCAUGCCACCCAUCCGGGCCGACCACCGGUGUAUCCGGAAGAGCGGGUCUGCAUCGGUGCCGGAGGUGGAAGAGCGGGCGAAGCAGCCGAGGCGGAGCGCUCCCCUCACCAAGCGUAACAGCCCAAGCCAUUCACGCACGCCGAGCCCGAACCAGCAGGCUCCCCCUUCCGCAACUAUCGCCACCGUCCAUGCCGCCACGGCGUACGGUCACGUGGGCGCUCGGCGCAGCCCAUCCUCCAAGGCGGGUGGCAGCACUUCUCGGGGCGUCUUCCUGGACAGCAGCGGCGGUGGUAGCAACGCCAUAAUGAGCGGACCCCGGGAGAAGCGCGGCGCUGACCAGACUCGAAAGGGGUACAAUCAGCGCGGGCUCGGCAGCAAGAGCCCGGCGUUUGGGCCCCCGCACAAGGUAGCCGCCACACGCAGCAGCAGCAGCAGCGGCGGGGCUGGGGCGGGUGCCCCCUGGGGCGCUUCCUCUCCCACGCCCGCAGGCGGGGGUGGCAGCAGGGCGAGCUCCUCUCCAUCACCGACACCGGCUUCUGUCAGCAGCUCCGCGAGGGGUCAUUCUUCUCCGACUCUUUCAAGAGUCAUCGAUGCGGCGGCUGCGGCAGCAGCAGACGGCUUGCAGCAGGCGACAGCGGCGACUAGUUCUUCUUCUGCCGUGUGCGCGUCCACGCCCUCGUCCGCAGCAGUGAUGAUGACGCUGGCCUCGGCGUCGACGAUGGCGGGCGGAUCGGGAUCAGCGGCAGGAUCUGGAUCGGCGGCAGCAGGGUUGGCGGUGGCGUCUCGACAGCCGUCUCCUUCGAGGGCGGAGGCUCGGGAGAUGACUCUGCUGGAUCGCGUGUUCUUGGAGCAGCCGCACGAGGGCCGAGUCGACGUCGAGGGCGACGACCUGCACGUCAGCAACGAGAUACAGAGGCACCUCAAGACCCGCGUGCAGUCGCAGCAGUCCCAGCGCAUGGAGGCCACGAUCCAGGAAUCCUCCACAGCCUCGUCAUCGUCCGCAAUAGCGGCAGCAGCAGCAGCAGCGAUCUUGCAGCAGCAGCAGCAGCAGCAGCAGCAGCAGCAACCACUGCCGAUUUCCAACGUGCCUGCCGUUGUAGGCAGCAGCGGCGGCGGCGGCGGCUUCCUAGAUCACCACGCCCCUGACCACCUCCUUGCGCCGGCCGGCGUCAUGCCGGUGUCCCCGUCCAGUGGCAGCGGUCCCGUUCAGGGCGGACAAAUGGAUCUCGACGUCGGAGCCGGGCUUUCUCUGGGCCCGAUGGACUAUCUCCUGACGGGAUCGGACAAGGGCAACAGCUGCAGCAGCAGGCAGGGAGGCGUUGGAGUCGGCGGCGCGUCGAACCGCGACUCUUCGUCGCCUUCUCGGAGGGCUCCUCGAUCGCGCAGCCCGCCGCCCGCCCUUGGCCCCGUGCCCGACAUCCAGAUGGGCGAGGCCGGGGGGGACGGAAACCUCAGGGAAGUGGUGAGCGGGUUCGAUGCCAUGGAUCUGGACGAUCUUGACAACGUCGACCGGGCGCUGGCUCUGCUGAACGCCAAGAAGCAGUGGAUCAUCGCCAAGCAGUACGCGGAGGCGCAGCAAGCGCAGCAGCAACAGCAGCAGCACCGCAACAACUCUGCGGCUGUCGUGCCGCCGCAGCCCCCACCCCCACAGUCAUCCCACGGGGGCUCGAGCCGCACCGGCGGCGGCGGCGGCGGCGGCGGAACCGGAGGGAGCAGCAGCAGCAGGACACGCCGCUCGAGCGGCCGGAGUAGCAGCAACAGGCACGGAGGAGAGAGUUCGCCGUCUACCGCAGGCGGAAGGUUAGAGGCGUUUGGCGUGUCCGGCGGCGGGGGAUCGAUGCGCGGGGGCGGCGGGAGCUUCAUGUCGUCUCCCGUGUCGUAUACGUCCGGUAGAGGGUCGCGUGGGCAGCAGGGGAGGCCGCCGCCGGUGCCCGGGCACCUGUCGGCGUCGACGGCGGCGAUGCGGCGCAGCUCUCCCGGGAGCAUCGCGAGCCUCGCGGAGCUGGACAGCUACUUGGAGCACCACCACCGCCGUCUUGUGGAGCAGGUGGAGGGUGUCGUGGCGGACGACGUGGAAGCAGAGAUCGAGGCCAGCCGGCAGCAGCACCGCCGAAAUCCCCGCUCCCACCGGAGCUUCGAGGCCGGCGGCGGCACGCGGAGCCACAACGGCAGCUGUAGCAGUGGUAGCAGCGUCCCCCGCACCGUGGGGGCCGGCGUGACCACCAAGUGCUUCUUCGACUCCACCCUCUCGGCGGACGGCUACAACGACUACAACGCCGGUGACGACGACGACGACAGCAGCGACUUCCGCGGUCAGCAGCAGCAGCAGCAGCAGCAACAUCAACACCGCCACCACCAACGGGUAGUGUCGUCGGAGCGGAACGGGAGCGCCAACGCCAACGCCAACACCAACACCAACGGCGACCAGAGGACGUCCUCGUCGCGCGGGUGGGACCCACCGAACCAGCGCGGCCCGGGGUACAAGCGGGACCGCGAUCGGGCCGAGGCCGACGGGGGCUGGGGCGCAACCCUUCGCGGGUUCCGGGGGGGGAACAACGCCAACUGCGGGGGCGGAGGGGGAGACGUGGAUGUGGACAGCAGCGGGGGGGGGGGUUCGUCAGCCAUGGGGGUUUCGGGAGGCACGAGCCUGACGUCAACGUCCUCCCCGCCUCCGUCCAUCAUGUCCUCCGACGACGUGUCGGUUUCGUCGUACGGGCACCCGGUCACCGUCCUCCCGGGGUCCCCGAACAACAUUCACUUCAACGGCAGGCCGCCGCCUUCGCUGGCCAAGAUCAGGCUCGAGGCCGUACGCUCGCCGGCCGUGCGCCGCGGCAACCGCUCAGGCGCGGGGGCGGCGCGCAGCGGGAGGGGGGGCAGCGGUGGCGGUGGCGGUGGCGGCGGCGGCGGCGGCGGCAUGCACAACGGAGGGCCGAUCUUCACGAGCCCCGACGCGUCUAAGCACGUGCACGAGCUGUGCAGCCCUCGUUCGGCCUUCACGCCGCGGAGUGCUUCCUCGGUGUCGUCUCUCGCGUCGUCUCGAGGGAGGCGAUGACUGGAGGGGGGGUUACACGAGACAAGUGGUUUCGAAGCAGAGGAAGGACCGCACGCUCUUCUUGUAGACUAGAUGGAUAGUUCAAUCGGCCCGCGUACGCCGUGGAUCGUGCAUGUCGAAGGAGCGUAUGUGAAGAAGUAGUAUGACGGAGAGGAAGCGGGUGUGGCGGUAGAAUUUUGUCUCUGUUGUGUGUGGCGUCACGUUAUCUGUUUUUGUGGUAACUUUUCGAUGUCAAGAGUGGACAAAAAAAAAACGCUGGAAUGAAUCUCCUCGCGGGAGCAGGAGAGAGCGAGAUUUGGUGUGGUUGUAGCUGUGGGCGGCAUUUUUUUCGGGCACCGCUGCUCUCAUGUCUCGUCUUGUUCCCCGAUCUUGACGAUAUUGUUUAGUUCUUUCUGGCGCUGGAAGUUAUGUGUCUUUCUUUACUUCCUGCUUUGAGUUGCGGAAACAAUGUUGAGAGGUCUAGAGCCGCCUCUUUUUUUUUUUUUUUUUGACGCGGAGUUUCGGUUCUGCGGCGAAAAUGUACAAGAAAUGGGCCGUGACGGUGCUGCCGUGGUUAUCAAGGAAAGGGUUUGGUAUUUUUUCUACAUUUAUGAAGAUGGCGAUGGUCGCGAUUUGAGCGCUCUUUUUAGUACUUUUGUAUCGGCUCGGCUUUGGGUCAAUGUUUGGUAGGUAUUGAGUGUAUUCAAGCCUCGCGACGGGAGAGGGACGGGGAACAUGUACGUUUCAGUCUCUGUGUUGAUGGAUAGUCGUUUCGUUUACGAGAGAAGGAAGGCAUUCCAGGUGGCACCAGUGGUGGAAGUCGACUUCUAACAACCAAUCUUGUUUGUGUUGCAGCAGAUGCAUCGGGUAGGGUAGUGACACACGCGUGUGCAUGUCAUGUCAUGUUGCUUUAGGUGACAGCGACAGCUGUACAGUUGGUUGUCAUUUUCGUUAUCGUCGCCAGCUGUCUUUGUGUUUGUCUCCCUGUCUUGUCGUUCUUGUCCCGAUCUUUUGGGUGGGGCUGAUCUCGGAUGGCAUCUUGAGACUUGUAGGGGAUUCGUUCCUGCCACGAAGGUCUGUCUUAUCUCCUCUGCCCACUUUAAAAUCGAAAAGUGUGUGUUGAUGUUUCGUGUCCGAUGGAGAGCCCCGGUGUGUAGUGGCAAGGGGUAAAAUGUUUUCGAAAUUUUGGGUGUUGCGUCUUGUGAUGGUGUUUGAUGACGCGGCGCUCUACAGUAGUACCAGUAUUACUUCCUACGGCACGGGGAUUGCUGUGUAGCCAGUAUAACAGUCCCUCCUGGGUAUGUUAUUUUCCACCAAAGUGGUGGGCAGGGCACUUACAACAGAAUUGGGGUUAUGGAAUGUCGUGUGCGGGCGAGAUGGGUGAACGGUCGGUUUGCUCGUCACUGUCGCUGUCUUUCGUGUCUACGGCCAUCUGGAAGAGCAUGGAAUAUCUGGCCUUGGUGCAGUGAAAUUAUGCGCACGGAGAAAAUGUAUGCAGCAUGUAUGUGUUUUGGACGCGGUGAGGUGAUCCUACCUCCUCCACGUUGAGGGGCAAGUCUAACGUU